ACUGCGCGCCACAGAAACCUUCCCAUACUGCCAAUAAGGACGCAGGUUUGAGGACGUGCAGCGCUCCGAGGACGCACACUGAACCACAUUCUAAUGAGGGAAGCGACGAGAAACGCAGAUGAGGAGUGAAUAAAAGCAUUUCAGCUGGAAAAAUAUCAACAGCUAUCCACUUUCCUUGCCUAUACAAGUCUAUUCCACCAGGCGGCUCCGUCAUGGGUGUGAAGAUGCUGCAGUGUUUUCCUUUCUACAGACGCUGUAAAGAACGCUGCAAGAGCAGACAGUGCCCCCCGGCAGCAGUUCCCAUUGAGGAGAUGAAACCACGUCUGUCCUCCACGACAUCCUGGGGCAGCGACAGCGAAGGAGCAGGGAGCCUCAGUCGGGGCUCGCAGAUCUACUUCUCCACCAAGGCCAGGCUGUCUUUCAGGCACCAGCUGGACAGCAACAUCAACGCAGUGGACGCCACCUACUGAGAAGCCUGCAGAGGAGCUGAACGGACUCAGUUUUCCAUCCUGUUUUUGCUUGGAGGCCGCGGUGCAGAGCUGGGGAGCCUGUAGCUGAGCAAAUGCAUCUAAUGUCACCUUUAGAUGUGAUCAACGGUAGUCGUGCGGAGCUGCAGGUUGUAUUUUAUCCUCUUGCUCCUCGCCGCCCACACAGAACUCUUCCUGGUUAAUCAGAUUCAACAAGGGACAGAGGAAAACAGACUGACAGAGACUUGGUUUUCAGAUGUCAUGAGACUGAACAGGGUGGAUUUACUGCCAAACCGACAUACUAACGAGGUGGAAGACAAUAUAGUUUGUUUACAGCAUUCAUUACCAAUAAGUGCAUUACGUAUUUUUUUAAAACUGCAUUUCUUUUUAUCUUUAACUGCUUGCUGAUUAGAUCAUGGAUGCCGUUAAAAAGGGCUUCGCAGUGUAAUUAUGAAUAUCUGUCUAAACCUUAUCAUUAGCAUUCAUCAUCACAAGUGACUGAAUCAUUUCCCAAAACCCAGGACUGUGCUGACUUUCUACUCCUGCUCUGUGACACAAAAAGCCACAAGUGAAGAGUGAAAUAAAUCAGAAGAGAAUUUUUUUUAAUAAAAGGAAUCGCCCUCUCCCUGGUAACCGAUUGCACAAGGGUCAUGUUGACAUUGUGUAGAAUACAUGCUGACCAGUUUGAAGAUGUUUAGCAGCUGAUUUGCUUCGAGUUAGUUCCUUUUUGAAAACCCAUGAAGUAAACUGAGCUGCACAGCAACUGUAUUUCUUUUAUGCAUUUUGUUAGUCAUGCUUGACUUCUUUUAAUAUUUUUAUAACUAAAAAAAGGUCUUGGUUGUUGAUAAAAUUCAGACUUUUUAGGAAACCCUAACUGCAGAUUUGAAGGAUGAACAGGGGUCUGGGCUGAAAAUAAGCAAACAAAAAUGUAAAUGUUGAUCCCAAAAAAGACAAAUUAUUCAAAUCCACAAGGUCAAAAUCUUCAUUUACAACUAACAGAUUAAAAAAAAAAAAAAAACACAUUUGUAUGAAA
Messenger RNA from Amphiprion ocellaris (clown anemonefish), 1500 nucleotides. RefSeq lists its product as uncharacterized. Bases 213 to 470 code for a protein of 85 amino acids. The transcript has 3 exons. The record is from RefSeq and is a predicted model, not a curated record. Lineage: Eukaryota; Metazoa; Chordata; Actinopteri; Pomacentridae.